CUCGUUGGCAGAGCUCUCCCCGGAUGGAAGCUCCGGCCGCGGAGUGAUGGUGGCGGCAGCGAAGAUGGGCCGGGCAGGGACCAUGGCGGUGGCGGCAGAGGUGGCAGGGGCGGGGCGGCUGGCGGUAGAGGAGGCUGUGGUCUUCAGGGGACUGUAAGUGGAGGAAUGGCUCGGGCCAGCAGCGGGAACGGCAGCGAGGAGGCCUGGGGGGCACUUCGGGUGCCGCAACAGCAGCUUCGAGAGCUGUGCCCAGGAGUGAACAACCAGCCCUACCUCUGUGAGAGUGGUCACUGCUGCGGGGAGACUGGCUGCUGCACCUACUACUAUGAGCUCUGGUGGUUCUGGCUGCUGUGGACUGUCCUCAUCCUCUUUAGCUGCUGUUGCGCCUUCCGCCAUCGAAGAGCCAAACUCCGACUGCAGCAGCAGCAGCGGCAGCGUGAGAUCAACUUGUUGGCCUACCACGGGGCAUGCCAUGGGGCUGGCCCUGUUCCUACCGGUUCACUGCUUGACCUUCGCCUCCUCAGCGCCUUCAAACCCCCAGCCUAUGAGGACGUGGUUCACCGCCCGGGCACACCGCCGCCUCCUUACACUGCAGCCCCGGGCUGCCCCUUGACUGCUUCCAGCGAAUGCACCUGCUGCUCCUCUGCUUUUAGCUGCCCUGCCCACUUCGAGGGAACAAAUGUGGAAGGUGUUUCCUCCCACCAGACUGCCCCCCAUCAGGAGGAUGAGCCUGGGGCAGGGGUGAGCCCUGCCCCCACACCCCCCUCCUGCCGCUAUCGCCACCUGACCGGUGACUCGGGUAUCGAGCUCUGCCCUUGUCCCCACUCCAGCGAGGGUGAGCCAGUCAAGGAGGCUAGGGCUAAUGUUACCCCACCAGAUCUGGAGGACCACACCCCUUGUGCACUGCCCCUAACUCCUAUACCCCAGGUCUCUCCUGUGGGGCUGGCUACUUCCAGUGACGGGGACAUCCCAUAAGGAGUUUGGGGAGGGUAGGUGGGUUACUUGCCUACCAAAAAGAGCCCUGAUCCCAACACCUCGAGUUCUCGGUCUCUCCCCAAAUUCCUAGAAUCUGUCUAAAAGAGCUGGAGCUCUAAUGAGAGGGGCAGUGUUUGGGGGGCUGUGCUAGCUCUAUUUCCCCCCCAAGACAUACACAGGAGCCUUUGAUCUCAUUAAAGAGAUGUGAACCAGCUACUUGUG
This is a messenger RNA of Talpa occidentalis (Iberian mole), 1197 nucleotides long. RefSeq names its product WW domain binding protein 1 (gene WBP1). Bases 166 to 975 code for a protein of 269 amino acids. The record is from RefSeq and is a predicted model, not a curated record. Lineage: Eukaryota; Metazoa; Chordata; Mammalia; Eulipotyphla; Talpidae. The transcript is spliced from 4 exons. Gene Ontology annotation, molecular function: WW domain binding.